Molecule: messenger RNA, 6729 nt
Organism: Panthera uncia (snow leopard)
Lineage: Eukaryota; Metazoa; Chordata; Mammalia; Carnivora; Felidae
Gene: KANSL3
Product: KAT8 regulatory NSL complex subunit 3
Exons: 20
Coding region: 1062-3695 (877 amino acids)
Biological process (GO): positive regulation of transcription by RNA polymerase II
Cellular component (GO): NSL complex
Source: RefSeq, a predicted model, not a curated record
GGACCUCGGCGAAGGCUCCAGGACUCCCUGGGCAUGCGGCGACCGGAGGCCAGAGCCCGGGGCGGGGCCGCUGUGGUCGGACGGGCGCGUUGGGCCGGGGGAGGACUUGGGCCGCCUUGACGCGGGCGCCCAGCCGGGCCGGGGCCCGUGACGCGGGCGGGAGGCGGGUGCGAGGCGGCUCCUCCUCGUCGCGAACUCUCGGUGACCUUGGCCAAGUCACUUCAUUCCCCCCUCCCGAGCCGGCGCCUUCGUCUGUAAAGUGCGAAUUAUAAGCCCUGCCUACUAGAUGGGGCGUUUUAAGGUUCGGUGGCGAGACCUCGGCGGAGUACGUGGAGUACCGGGCGGUUUGCCGGGGACUGCCCACCCUGGGGCGGGGGAGAGGGGCCUUCCUGGGACAGCGUUUUGUUGCAGCCUUUGGGCAGGAGUUCUCCUUUGGAGAUUUUAGAGACUCCAGAGAAUUACGAAACAGUUGCAAAACUUUUAACGUACAAGGAAACUUGAAGGGCUUCCUUGAGGCCCACGUUGCCCUGCUGUUAGGAGGGUGCUCACGCCCUGGCCGUGGAGACGCGAGGGUGCUCACGCCCUGGCCGUGGAGACGCUCCGAGAAGAUUUAGAAAAUCGUGUGGAGCAGCCGAGCGAGCGACACCCUUAGCUUUGGAAGAAUUGUUUGUGAUUUCUGUUGUUUGCCAAAACCCUGUAUGGGAUUUAUGGUGCUGGCCAAGCAAGUUUAGUAUGUGUCCAUGUGAGGCCUUUGUGAGCAGUGGAUUUAGUCAGCUUUACAGUAAACGGAUUUUGUAGAGAUUGAGUAUGGAGGGUCCUAAUGGUGCCAAAAGCCUUUUUGAUUGGUGGUGUGGGAUCUCAGGAGCCCUUCCUAUGGUGGGCAAAGGUCUGCGGUGUAAUGGACACUCUAUUUAUGAACGAUAGGUCACAAAAGAAGCGUAUUAGAUAUUCUAGGUUGGAAGACGUUUAUAGAGUCUUUGAAUUGACUUAAACUGAAACUUCUCACUGCAGGUGACUAGUAUGCAGAUACCCAUUCUCUGACUUGCUGGCCCUCUACUGACAUGGCCCACCGGGGUGGGGAGAGGGACUUCCAGACCUCAGCGCGGCGCAUGGGCACCUCGCUGCUCUUCCAGCUUUCAGUGCAUGAGCGGGAGCUGGACCUGGUUUUUCUGGAUCAUAGCUAUGCCAAGCCAUGGAGUGCCCACCCAGAUGCCAGUAGUGCUCGCCCCACCCGCAUGCUCUUUGUGACUCCCCGGAGGCAACACGAAAGUAACAUUGAAUCAGACGUCCCAAUAGAUGUGGAGACAGUCACAUCAACCCCUGUGCCGCUCUACGACAAUCAGAAGGCACGCAGUGUGAUGAACGAGUGUGAACGGCAUGUCAUCUUCGCCAGGACCGAUGCAGAUGCUCCUCCUCCACCAGAGGACUGGGAGGAGCAUGUCAACAGGACUGGUUGGACAAUGGCCCAGAACAAGCUCUUUAACAAGAUCCUCAAAGCCCUGCAGUCUGACCGGCUUGCCCGCUUGGCCAAUGAAGGGGCUUGCAAUGAGCCAGUGCUACGCCGUGUUGCUGUGGACAAGUGUGCGAGGAGAGUGCGGCAGGCUCUCGCAAGCGUGAGCUGGGACACCAAGCUGAUCCAGUGGCUGCAUACCACCCUGGUGGAGACCUUGAGUCUGCCCAUGCUGGCUGCCUACCUGGAUGCUUUGCAGACACUGAAAGGGAAGAUCCCUACUUUGAUUGACCGGAUGCUUGUGUCAUCUAACACGAAGACUGGGGCUGCAGGAGCUGAGGCCUUGUCCCUCCUGUUGAAGAGGCCCUGGGAUCCUGCUGUGGGGGUGCUUUCUCAUAACAAACCAAGCAAACUCCCUGGCUCUCCUCUCAUUCUCAUUGCGUCCUCUGGGCCUUCUAGCUCCGUGUUCCCCACCUCACGCCGCCACCGCUUCUGGCAAUCUCAGCUAUCCUGCUUAGGCAAGGUCAUCCCCGUAGCCACCCAUCUGCUGAACAAUGGUAGUGGAGUAGGAGUUCUGCAGUGUCUUGAGCAUAUGAUUGGGGCAGUGAGAAGCAAAGUGCUGGAGAUUCACAGCCAUUUCCCCCACAAACCCAUUAUCUUGAUUGGCUGGAAUACAGGAGCAUUGGUGGCCUGUCACGUGUCAGUGAUGGAGUACGUCACUGCAGUUGUCUGCCUUGGGUUUCCUUUACUUACUGUGGAUGGUCCCAGAGGGGAUGUGGAUGAUCCCCUCUUGGAUAUGAAGACUCCAGUCCUCUUUGUCAUUGGGCAGAAUUCCUUGCAGUGUCAUCCUGAAGCCAUGGAGGAUUUCCGGGAGAAGAUUCGAGCUGAGAACAGCUUGGUGGUAGUUGGGGGAGCUGACGAUAAUCUCAGAAUAAGCAAAACAAAGAAGAAAUCAGAGGGACUGACUCAGAGCAUGGUGGACAGAUGUAUUCAGGAUGAGAUCGUGGACUUUCUGACUGGAGUGCUCACUCGCACCGAAGGGCACAUGGGCUCCGAGCCUCGGGAUCAGGAUGCUGAGAAGAAGAAGAAGCCUCGGGAUGCAGCCCGCAGAGACCUGGCCUUUGAGGUUCCUGAGCGGGGCAGUCGGCCUGCCUCACCAGCUGCCAAGCUUCCUGCCUCACCCUCAGGCUCAGAGGAUCUUUCCAGUGUGUCCAGCAGCCCCACUUCCAGUCCCAAGACCAAAGUGACCACAGUGACCUCUGCCCAGAAGUCCAGUCAAAUCGGGAGCUCUCAGCUCCUGAAGAGACAUGUGCAGCGGACAGAAGCUGUGCUGACCCACAAACAAGCCCAAGUUCCCAUUUCAUCAGAACAAACGGAGGAGGCAGAGAAAGAGGAUCUUAGGGUCCAGCUGAAGCGCCACCAUCCUUCCAGUCCUCUUCCUGGCAGCAAGACCUCCAAGCGACCGAAGAUUAAGGUGUCCCUUAUCUCCCAAGGGGACACAGCUGGAGGGCCUUGUACUCCUUCCCAAGGAGGAGCUCCAGAAGUUGCAGGAGGGAAGCCCAUCACCAUGACGCUGGGGCAGACUUCAGCAGGGCCCAAGGAGCUCACAGGGCUUCUCACCACUACCAAGUCAAAUGCUUCUGAAGGGGGAGUCUCAGCCAGCCCAGCCUCCUCAGUCUCCAGCAGCACUGCACCCAGUGCCUUGCAUACACUCCAGAGCCGCCUAGUGGCCACCUCUGCUGGCAGCUCCCUCCCAGGGGCUACAUCAGCCAGCAGCCUCCUUCAAGGUCUCAGCUUCAGCUUGCAGGAUAUCAGCAGCAAGACCUCUGGCCUCCCAGCAAAUCCCUCCCCAGGGCCAGCCCCACAGGCCACCAGUGUGAAGUUGCCCACCCCCAUGCAGAGCCUGGGUGCCAUCACCACGGGCACCAGCACCAUUGUACGUACCAUUCCUGUGGCCACCACUCUCUCCUCCUUGGGUGCCACUCCUGGUGGGAAGCCCACAGCCAUCCACCAGCUGCUGACCAAUGGGGGCCUCGCUAAGUUGGCAAGCAGCCUCCCUGGCCUGGCUCAGAUCUCUAACCAAGCAUCAGGCUUGAAGGUCCCUACCACCAUUACUCUGACACUGCGUGGCCAGCCCAGCCGAAUCACUACACUGAGCCCCAUGGGCUCAGGAGCAGCCCCGUCAGAUGAGCCCAACUCCCAGGCGCUGCCCUCCAGCUCACAGCGCCUACCUCCAGCACCCUGAAGAUGCCGUGUGAUAUACCUUCCUUCACCAAGCUGGUGAUGGCUGCUGCACAGUGAGCCCUGGGUGCACACAUGCUGUCCUGCUGAGCUGUCCACUUGUCUGAAGACUUCUUAAGACUGCCAUUUUUGCCUCCCUGCCAACUGUCUUCAGAAUGGGCCUCUGGGUCUUAUGAAACCAUUAGGCUAGGUGAUAUGGCGCCAGCAGAGGAAACAUCGUCCUCUGGCAUCUAUGGGUCUCAUUCCCGGAAUCCCCAGGUUCCUGAGCAGAUUUGGCCAUGUAUGGAUCAGAGGCACUUCUCCAGCAUUCGCUGUGACUUGACCCAAGUAGCAGUGUUGGACUGCUCACUGCAUUUAAUAAAGGAGUUCCUUUUGGAAGUCUGUGCUACCCCCAUGCCAAGUUGGGAGGAGACAGCCACAUGGUCUGGGGCCAUUCAGGAGUUAGGAUUGAGAGCCCUUUGCUGAGGACAGGGGUCAUCCUGGCCCACCAACACUUGUGCCGUACCAGAGGGCUGGUUUUGGACGUCACUGUUACUUUCACUGAGCAGCCAUGGGUGAGCACAUCUCUGUCUUACGAACCACAUCAGAUACUGAGUUAGCCUGCUGAGACUUGGGAACUCCUAAAUUCAAACCCAUGAUAGAUCAAAGAGGACUAGGCUGUCAUCUUUCAGUCCCUUUGGCCACUAUAGAUGGCGGGGGUGGCAGUUGGCCAGUAGGUGAAAGCUGGCCCCUUUCUUGUUUUCAUCAUGCUUCGGGCAGUUCCUGUGUGCAGAAAACCUGCAGGUCCAGAAAGACUGAAAAAGAGGAAUGGAACAAAUGAAGUGGCUUGAAGGAUAUGCCAGUAAGUCCUGUGGAGAAAAUGAUAGGGGCUUCAGGUUUUGCACCUAGUACCUAAGGAACUGUUGAUUCGACAUGGAGAUGAGAAGAAGGAUUUUCCAAGUCACAGGGAAGAAACCCCAAUCCCUGAAAUUUCUAUCUCCAGUGCUUGGAAGUGAAAUAGGGAUAACUGGCUAAGUUAACAUCUUGGCCUGGCUUCCCAGGAAGCUUAAGCAUCAAGAUAAUGAAGGCAGUACUUUAGUGUUUCUGUUUCCAUUCUAUGCCACUUCUUGUCUUCUUGCUUAGUAGUGGGAAGGUUACUGGCAUUGACUGUACUGUGUGAGGCUCUUGGUACUAGCCUGAGUCCUGGAGAAUGAUCACUGAAGACAGGAGUUCUGAGCCCCUCCUUAUGUCCUCACAAUACUUGUAUGCCAAGGUAGUUUUAGAUUUGGCAUCAUACCUGUCCUCCAGAUCAGGCUCUCAACCUUCUGUACUCUAGAAAAUUUCUAGCCAAGGUGUCAAUAAAUAGAGCAACCCAGAUGUGACUCCGACUCUGUUCAGUAUCAGUAGGCAGGAGGGUGCACAGCAUGCCAUUGCCGUGGUCCAGCGUCCUGACCCAUGGUGCAGCAUAUAUCCAAACCAGGUCCCCUGUAUUUAGUCCAGCAGCCUCACCUGCCAGUCUGACUGGCAGCCAGGAGGGAGUACACAGUGUGUAGGAGUCUGAGACAAAGCAAAAAGGAGUGCUGUGGGCAAGGAGGGGGCAUGUGUGAUAGGUGUGCAGAGAGCCUCUUGAACAACCAGGCCUCCCUCCCCGACCUCCUGCAGAGCUGGUCUCAGCAGUGAUUUGCAUAAUAUUAGGCUUCAUUCUUGCAUUAGUUGGUAGGUAACUGCUUUUGGAAAUUUAUUUAAGUAAGUUUGAGGAAGAUAUGAAAUCUGAAAGAGGCAUCCAUGGGUCAGGGGUUUGGUAACUUUAAAGGCAGGAUAACAUGCCAGUAGGAACCAAGGGCAGUAAGACUGUGUGAGACUACCGGAAACUUUUAGGAAUCAUUUAGGACAGGCAAAGGGUGCUGAGCAAUCCAUUCAUGACUUAGAAGUACAGCCUAGACAAUGCUGGAGGGGUUGCUCCUGAAAGAUGCUCGCCCAGUGUGUGCUGGGACCAAAGGAAAAACUAACGUAUUGUCCUGCAUCUGUGUAAACCCUCGUAUGCUUCCCAUGGAUGACUUCCUGAGGCUUUGGUUGUACACCUUGAAGAAAAGCCAAACCUGGGAAGGGGAGUUGUAAGAACAUUUCACCUUGGAGUUACAGACUAAAGGGGGAGGUGGUUGAACUAAGGGAGUCAUGUUCUUCACACUUCUGCACCCACUCUUCUCGAAAUGUGAAAAGAAGCUUUCCUCCAUCUAUCACGUAUCAGACCUAGAGUCCUUAACCUCAGAAGGCAAUACUACUGGCUGAGAAUGUAGAAGGAUCAAGAAGGCUUUAGUUCAAUUCUUGACAUUCAACAUGACAGGUGCAUGUUGAUGCCUGAUGGAAGAUGUCCUUGUGCUUUAAGAAGAGGUCACUGAUGGAGAUCUUCUACCUGUUCUUGGCCCCACCACUAGAAUAAUCUUGGGCUGGGUGGGUUAUAGAAUUGAGGCACUGUCACGGUUCAUUCUUAUAUUAGUAAAAACAAAAAUAAAAGCAACUUUGGAUUUCUUCAACUUGUUUUCAGUUGACUUCUCAUAUUUAUUCUGAUGACCACUCAGUGAAGUGGCACAGAAAAUAAAAGCCAAGAUAGUGUGGUAAUGCCAGAGAUCAUCUCAUGGAUGCCUGGUGCCAUGAGUACCGUACUUUGCACUGUACCAUGGGUACCGUAAUUCCCUUUUUACAUGUGAGGAAAUAGGCACAGAGAAGUCACAGCAGGAAGUGGCAGAAGUAGGACUAGAAUCCAUGCAGUCUGCCACCACUGUCUGUUCUCUGCACUGUUCUGGGGUUCUGAGAUGGGACGCAGAAAUGGACAUUAGCCCAGGAGGUGAGAUGAUGGCUUUGCCUUCCUGUGGCCCUUUCCUGUUAACUUCCCAUCAGGCCUGAAGUGAUUCCUGCGGCUGUGGUGGGCUCUUGGCUGGGUCAGAAUCAGUAGGUAGGGUCCUUGCCUUGGGUCCUGAGAGUGUGAAAUCUCUUUGAACAUUCUAUACUUCUGUCCCCUCCCAUAAGUAAAUAAAGACAGGAAUGAAUGAAUGAAUGAA